CAUCUCGCCUGUAGACCUCGCGCUGAAAACUUCAGCUACGUCGCCCCGACGGUAUGGGGAAGCGUAAAUCACCAUAAAACUUUCCCGCGUCGCGCGAACCGUUCAAAAACAAUACGAGAAAAAAAACAUUUAUUAAAAAAAAAACUUUGGACUUUCUGUUAUAAUUUUAUUUAUUUACAAAGUUGACUUUUAAAAAGUGAGUCGAUGCGGAUCUCGCCGGUUAGCCGGUUACAUAUGAAUAAGUGCGAACAGUUUUAAGUGUGGGUGUGUUCAUUUGUUUUGUUUUACUUUCCUUGCUAGCCAGUGGUGGCGGUGACCGGUGGGGCCGCGCUGGUGGUACGAAGGAAUCGAUACUUCAGCGGGAGCGGCAAGUCGAGUUGGUGUUGAGGCGUUACGUUGUUGGAAAGCAGUUAAAGUGAUCUUCAAAAAGCAGAGAAAAGGAAAAGGCCACCUGCGGGCCACUUACAUCGAAGUCAUCCAGUCAUUGACACGAAUCAACGUUGCUUAAAAAAAGCAGCACUAUCGCAGCUAUACCACAAAUAAUAAGAUACCUACUGUCAAUAAUGUUGUUGUGGAGACCAAAUGCAGCGCGGGCUGGUUAAAAGUAUCUCCACAUGUCGACAACAAUCUGCAGUCAGCAGAAAGAUGUCCUAAUAUGGGUUGGUCAUGCGUGGUGGCACGCGCCGUGGCAGUCCUCCUCAUGCUCAACAGAGUAUCAGCGCUUACGUCCGACAUUUUUGCAGCGGGCAAGUCGGACAAAGAGAUACUGGACAAUCUUCUAAAAAACUCCCGCUAUGACAAAAGACUGCUUCCUCCUGUAGAUGAUCCAGAAUUUUGUUGUGGUCUGACUUCGCCGAACGACACUGACAACCAAAAUAAUAUUGGACUACCCUCGCUUCGGCCUCGAUCGCACAAUCGUGGUGUGCUCACCGUGAAUGUUAGCGUGCUACUUCUUAGUUUAGCAUCUCCGGAUGAAUCUAGCCUAAAAUACGAAGUCGAAUUUCUUCUACAGCAACAAUGGUAUGAUCCCCGACUACGGUAUUCAAAUCAGUCGCAUUACGACUUCCUUAAUGCUAUCCAUCACCACGAGGAUAUUUGGCUACCUGACACCUAUUUUAUCAUGCACGGAGAUUUUAAAGACCCCAUAAUACCGAUGCACUUUGCCUUGCGUAUAUAUCGGAACGGCACUAUCAACUACUUGAUGCGGCGUCACCUCAUUUUGUCGUGUCAGGGGAGCCUCAACAUAUUUCCAUUUGAUGACCCAUUGUGUUCAUUUGCAUUAGAAAGUAUAUCAUACGAACAAUCGGCGAUUACUUAUGUAUGGAAAAACGAUGAAGACACAUUGAGGAAGUCACCGUCAUUAACGACGCUAAAUGCUUACCUGAUACAGAACCAAACCAUUCCUUGUCCGAUCAAAGCGAGCUGGAGAGCUGAUGGUAUAACACUUUACGAAGACGAUGAAGAGCUGACAUGUAAUCUUUGCCAGAGACGAUUUGAGGAGCAAGGUAAUUACAGCUGUCUCGAAGUGGAUCUAAUCUUCACGAGAGAUAGAUCAUUUUACUUCACUACUGUUUUCAUUCCGGGCAUCAUUUUGGUGACAUCAUCUUUUAUCACAUUUUGGCUGGAAUGGAAUGCAGUACCUGCUAGAGUUAUGAUAGGUGUAACAACUAUGUUGAAUUUCUUUACAACGUCCAAUGGUUUCCGAUCUACUCUACCAGUGGUGUCGAAUUUGACGGCAAUGAACGUAUGGGACGGAGUUUGCAUGUGUUUUAUCUACGCGUCCCUUCUAGAAUUUGUCUGCGUCAAUUACGUGGGUCGGAAGAGACCACUACACAAUGUGGUGUACAGGCCAGGCGAGAAUCCCGUUACACAGCGACUGCCCGCAGUUCUGAGCAGAAUUGGCAUUAUACUGGCCAGCCCUUUGGAGGCGAUGGCAUUCCUCCAUUGGGCAAAAUCUGAAACGCCCCAACCGGAGCCUAGCGGUGCUGGUGAUAAAAAGAGAGAGUCAACUACGGCAGCAGAUCUGGUGACGUGUACAGCGUGUACUGGUGCGCCCGGAUCUUGCACACAUACGGCCAACAAUGGCGGAGUUUCUGAGCCAUGUUUCGUUCAGGUCCGUAAAAAGGAGCCUCCGCAUCCAAUUCGUGUGGCGAAGACGAUCGACGUGAUAGCUCGCUUUACCUUUCCCACUGCGUACGCCGUGUUUCUCAUCUUCUUCUUCAUACACUACAAGGCCUUCUCUUAAUGCUGCAUCCACACACCAGCUGUAUUUUGUAUAUCGUAUUACCCAGCUAUCACAUUGGUAAAAAGAAAACACAAGGAUCUGAAAAAUAAUUUUGAAAAAUUUGAUUUCAAACACAGCAACAAUUGAUCGUAUUUAUUCAGUGUAGAAGUUGUAUAUAAGCUAAAUAUAUAAUAUUUAUACCAAAGAGGGAUAAGUAAGGGCAGAAGACUCAUUAUUUUUAAGAAACAUCUAAAGACAUAACUAAUGAGUCAAUAUUUAUAUCUGUUUUUUGAAGAUUUGAAAUAGGUUACAAUGGACCAGCUACGGUAUUUGGAUGAAGAUUUUGAAAGUGGAAAUCUUAAGAUAAGUUAAAGUGGGAACAAUGAAAGAUGUGGUCGCGAGUUUUCUGUUGUCCGUAUAGUACGAGAAAUCUAUUUCAAACCUUAGACAAGACAGUCCAUUGUAGUUAAUUGUUUAUUAUAAGAUGGUUUAAGAUGUAGAUUUUAUAUAUGAUUAAGAUAUGAUAUUAGUUCACAUAAGAUAUAACGUAUAAAUAUUAACACACAUCCACAUCCACAUCUGUUGUGAUACCUCCAAAAUGUUGAAGUACCUAUAUCGCUUUUAGAAGUUUGUAUGUUACCCUUGCUGUUCAUAUAAUUUUAAAUGUGAGUCAAAUGUCACCAAAGAAUUAAGUAGAUUUAUAGAAUAAAGCUCAAAUAGAUAUUUUUAGUGUUAGUCAAUACUGCACUUUGUUUAAGCUUUCACAAAAUAGAUGUUUAUUAUUUAAUUCCUUUGUAUAAAACCAUGAACAUGCCUUCUAUUUCUUCUCCAACUCAUUGCAAGAUAUUAAUUGUAUAUACCACACGAAAACCUACCAAUACGUAACAUAUUAUUUAAACUAAUUAUAUUAGCUGUCUAACUAAUGUGAAUAGUAAUUCGAAAACUAUCAUGAAUAUAGUAUUUUGUGUUAUUUUAAAGUUGUGCAAUGUUUUGAUUGUGUAAAAUGCAAAGGCGUUAUAAGCUCAAAUGCUUAUAGUAAUAUUUAAAAUAAAAAUAGAUUUAAGCGCGCCUUAAAUUUUAUAAGAGUGAGUAGGUACACACUACACAUAAAUAAAAUUAAUGAAUACAGUAUUAUAAAUGUAUCUAGUUAUUACCUAAAUAGUACGGUAUCGGCACAUUUCUCGCUAUCUUUCAGUUCUACUAGAUUUAGUUUAU
Molecule: messenger RNA, 3439 nt
Organism: Pararge aegeria (speckled wood butterfly)
Lineage: Eukaryota; Metazoa; Arthropoda; Insecta; Lepidoptera; Nymphalidae
Gene: pHCl-1
Product: glutamate-gated chloride channel
Exons: 17
Coding region: 656-2245 (529 amino acids)
Biological process (GO): signal transduction; regulation of membrane potential; chemical synaptic transmission
Cellular component (GO): membrane; synapse; neuron projection
Molecular function (GO): extracellular ligand-gated monoatomic ion channel activity; chloride channel activity; neurotransmitter receptor activity
Source: RefSeq, a predicted model, not a curated record